GCCCAUCGUUCAGAAAUGCAAGGAACGGACUUUUCAGACGUAUGCUAUCUGGUAUUUUAUUCCUUGUAUAGGCUGUCCAUCUUUUGAGAGAAGGUUUCGAAUCGGGAGUCAUCAGUUCAGUGGAGUCACGGAAAAAGGCUAUCCAAUCUAUUUUAAACAUGUUAAAUGAAAACGCGGAUGCAGUAUUCGAAGCAUGUAAAAAGGAUUUGCACCGCUGCCGAGCCGAAACUAUGAGUUCGGACUUAGCUGCUUCUAGGAAAGAAGCCCGAUGUAUGCUGGCCCAUAUGCACGAGUGGCUUCGGGACGAAUACGUGUCUCGCACCUUCCUUUCCGCUCUGGACACACCAUAUAUUCAGCGUCAACCCCUUGGAGUUGUGCUGAUAUUUGGUUCCUGGAAUUUCCCAUUUGUAUCCGUGUUUGAGCCCUUGAUCGGCGCAUUGGCUGCAGCCUCAUCCAUGCUCUUAUCCACCAUUGUACCCAAGUAUCUAGAUAAG
Messenger RNA from Dicrocoelium dendriticum, 494 nucleotides. The record is from the annotation of a GenBank genome assembly. NCBI's taxonomy places the organism in Eukaryota, Metazoa, Platyhelminthes, Trematoda, Plagiorchiida, Dicrocoeliidae.